GUAGUUGCUCCCAGGGGCGGACUGACCAUUUGGAAACUGCCUGAGGGCCCGGGGUCAGUAGGGGGCCCCAUGAGAUGCCCCUGGUACCUUUUUCAUAGGCUUUUUGGAGUUUGGGCAAGGACACAGGGGCCCCAUGAUCCCCUAUUGCCCGGGGGCCCCAUGAGUUGUCAGUCCACCCCUGGUUGCUCCAGAGCUUAGUAAUUGAGCAGAAGCUCUGGCUCUGGAGCAACUGCACUUGCAGAAUGAAACUGCAU
Molecule: messenger RNA, 254 nt
Organism: Staurois parvus
Lineage: Eukaryota; Metazoa; Chordata; Amphibia; Anura; Ranidae
Source: the annotation of a GenBank genome assembly